CAGCAAGGACAUUAAUCACUGUCCUUGACCUCCAGAGCCACCUGUCAACACAUCAACACACCUCUUGUUUAAAGGCGAUGACUUCCGACACUGCAGCUGUUUGAACGAGGCCUGGAGUGGGUUUAAAAAUGACAGCACAGAAGUUAUCCCGGGUCAGAGACUGGUAAUGAAUGAAGUUGUGCACGGUGUGACCCAGCCGGUGUCUGCAGCCGCCGGACUGAGGGGAUGACAUUCGCCGCCACCACCAGGAUGGAGUGGUUCUUCCAGCGGUGCCAUAAAGAGGCCCUCUCCCACUCUGCCCUCCGCUCGGUGCUCUUCAUGUCAUUAAUGCUGCUGGUCCUGUCCGUGUCCCUUUAUCCUGGGUUGUGGUCCAUUGGCGUCCGGCUUCACUCAGCCCUCACAGGGAGCUACGUACCGGGCCACCACUCGGUGCUUCUCAUCAACAGCCCCAACGAACAGGCAGCCAAAGACAUCGGCAGGGCGAUCAUGGAGAGGCGGCUGGCAGCCAGUGUUAACAUUCUCUGCAGGACCUCCACAAUGUACUAUUGGAAAGGCGAAAUCCAGGAUGCAAGUGAAAUUCUGAUGCUGGUGAAAACAAAGACCUCCAGGAUCCAGCAGGUCACAGAUUACGUGAGGUCUGUGCAUCCCUAUGCAAACCCAGAAGUCCUUAGCUUCCCGGUGGAGGACGGCAGCUUGGCUUACAUGAAGUGGAUGGAUGAGGCCAUUCCAGAUGACUGAUGCUUCACCAGAAUCAAAUCCACUCUCAGCAGCAGCAGAAGGAGGAAAAAAACGAUUUGUGUGCAGGAUGUUGUUUGAAGGCUUUCGGAUCACUGUGGCGCAGCACUCGACUGAACCAAAGUUCAAUAUGUGACAUUUACAUUUUUUCAUCUUGCUGCUUUGAUCUUUUCGCAGUGAACUCCACAAUAGACUGUGGAGACUGUGGAGUUUUCAGCCCUUAUAGAGGUUUAUACCACAGCCUCAGAAAAUACUUCUGAUUGACUGCCAGCUCUCAAUCAUAAUUGUAUAACACGACGGGGGAAGCAGAUUCAGUCGACCACAGCAGAAACUGACACAACAUGGAUUAACUAACCUUUAAAGGUGGAUGAGAAUUUGUAUCAUAUAUUCUUUGCCUCCACCUCCUGCAUUAUUGAUUUUAUAUGGAAACACUUUUUAUACAGGUAACACAAACACAGAGGUAUUUACUGCGAGAUAUCAGCAGUAAUUACCUCCGUGUUUGUUUGAUAGUUAGCAGGGUCACGCUAAAACUACUUGACUGAUUAUCACCAAACUCGGAAGGAUGCGGUUUGGGUCAGGAAAGAACCCAUUAAAUGCUGGUGUUGAUAUGGAUCAGGAGGCAGAUCCUUUUUUUCCCCACUUUCUUUAACAUUGCGAAAUUAGAUGUUUGUUGAACAUUUAAUUGAUUUAUCAAAGAAUCUUUAUGGAUCUUGUUUUUAAAAAAAACAGGCAUGUCUGGGGGGCUGAU
Molecule: messenger RNA, 1483 nt
Organism: Paralichthys olivaceus (Japanese flounder)
Lineage: Eukaryota; Metazoa; Chordata; Actinopteri; Pleuronectiformes; Paralichthyidae
Product: protein CutA homolog
Biological process (GO): response to metal ion
Molecular function (GO): copper ion binding
Source: RefSeq, a predicted model, not a curated record